Molecule: messenger RNA, 1188 nt
Organism: Erythranthe guttata (spotted monkey flower)
Lineage: Eukaryota; Viridiplantae; Streptophyta; Magnoliopsida; Lamiales; Phrymaceae
Source: RefSeq, a predicted model, not a curated record
AUGACAAGUCCGGAUAUUCAAAAAGAGAUUGUAAAUGCUUUUGCAAUGGAAAUUAUGAAAGUAAUUAUAAGUGAUCUUGGUGAUUCGCCGUUUUGUCUGAUGGUCGAUGAAGCACGUGAUAUAUCAAUGAAGGAGCAAAUGGCUUUAGUGAUAAGAUAUGUCGAUAAAUGUGGUAGUGUGAUUGAGCGUUUUCUAGGAGUUGAACAUGUUACCGAUACUAGUGCUUUGACUCUUAAAGCAACUAUUGAUAAUGUUUUUUCUAGAUAUGGAUUGAGUAUCUCGAAAUUAAGAGGCCAAGGUUAUGGUGGAGCUAGUAACAUGAGAGGUGAUACACGUUGGAGCUCUCACUACAACACUUUAUUGAGCUUGAUCAAUAUGUUUGGUGCGGUGAUUGAUGUACUUGAACUUAUUGGUCGUGAUGCUUCAAGUACAAGUCAUCGUACCGAAGCACAGGAUAUUGUAGAUAGACUUUUGUCAUUUGAUUUUUUAUUGAGCCUCUUUUUGAUGAAAAAAGUACUAGCGAUCACAAAUGAGCUAUCUCAAGCACUUCAAAGAAAAGAUCAAGACAUUGUGAAUGCAAUGACAUUAGUUCAAGUGUCAAAGAUUCAAAUUCAAUCCUUGAGAGAAAGUGGGUGGAGUUCUUUACUUGAUGGUGUUACAACUUUUUGUGAGAAACACAGAGUUGAUAUUCCUGAAAUGGAUGCUAAAUAUGUUGCUCGAGGGCGAAGAAGACGGAAUGAAGAAGAAAUGACAAACCUACAUCAUUAUAAGAUUGAGACAUUUUACACUGUCUUGGAUAUGCAACUUGGAGAAUUAAAUGCUCGAUUUUCUGAUUCGACCAUGGAACUGCUUAUGUGUGUUUCUUGCCUUGAUCCAUCGAACUCAUUCUCCGAUUAUAACAAGGAAAAACUACUUUGUCUUGUUAAUUUUUAUCCAGAAGACUUUACCGAGUUUGACAAAUGUAAGCUCAGUGAUCAAUUGGAUAAUUAUAUUGUUGAUAUGCGCCUAAGCAAGGAUUUUUUUGGAUUGAAUAGUAUAAGUGAUCUUGCUCGCAUAAUGGUAGAAACUAGGAGAAAUAAGGUGUAUCCUUUGGUUUACUUGCUUUUGACAUUGGCAUUAACAUUACACCCUUUGGUUUACUUGCUUUUGACAAUGGCAUUAACAUUUCCAGUUGCUACCAGAAAUUGA